AUGUCUCUGAUCCUUUGUGCUUCUCUGUUCAGAUCACUGCUCUUACUGCUGCUGGCCAUGCUGUCAGCCAGCAGUUCUGCCUACGGGAAGGUGAUACAGCCUGGACUCAAGGUGGAGAGCCUCUUCAAGCAGGCGUAUGCUGGAUGUCUGACACCAAAAGACUCAAAAUUCCCUCAGACUGUGAGAGUCAACAUAAGCAUCAGCAACACAAACCAGGACAACAAAAUGAUUCCUGACAUCAGCAGCCGCUCCCUGGCUCCAUGGGAUUACAGUAUAGAUGAGGACCACAACCGUUUUCCGCACGUGAUUGCUGAUGCCACGUGCCGGCCCAGGUGUGUGAAUUUGGACGGGCAGCUGGACCACAGACUCAACUCCGUCCCCAUCAAACAGGAGAUCCUUGUUCUCAGGAGGGAGCAGAAGGGCUGCCACCAAACAUACCGACUGGAGAAGAAAACCAUCACGGUGGGAUGCACAUGCGUCACCCCCUUGAUCCGACACCAGGCUUAA
This is a messenger RNA of Nestor notabilis (Kea), 507 nucleotides long. It is a transcript of the gene IL17A, whose product is annotated as interleukin 17A. Gene Ontology annotation, molecular function: cytokine activity. The transcript is spliced from 3 exons. NCBI's taxonomy places the organism in Eukaryota, Metazoa, Chordata, Aves, Psittaciformes, Psittacidae. Gene Ontology annotation, cellular component: extracellular region. The coding region runs from base 1 to 507 and encodes 168 amino acids. The record is from RefSeq and is a predicted model, not a curated record. Gene Ontology annotation, biological process: inflammatory response.